AUGGUGUCCAGGAAGGCCGUGGCAUUUCUACUGGUGGUGUCGGUAGCAGCCAUGAUGGCCGAAGGCUUCAUUCCAAUCUUCACCCACAGUGAUGUUCAGAGGAUGCAGGAGAGAGAGCGGAAUAAGGGGCAGAAGAAAUCUUUGACCGUGCAGCAGAGAUCGGAACAGGGAGGCCUCAGGACGUUGGCAGAGCCCAACGGGGAAGAAGAAGGUGAAAUCAUCCAGCUGGCUGCUCCUGUGGAAAUUGGACUGAGGAUGAAUUCCAGGCAGCUGGCAAAGUACCGGGGUAUCCUCGAGGAGCUGAUUAUGGAGGCGUUGCUGUCCACCCAGAACGGUACCGGUUGGGUCUGGCUCUCUCUGUCUCCCUGCCUGUCUCUGUGCUGCAGCUUCUCCCCAGGCCCCUCUUUGCUGCAGCCGAGGUUUCUGAGAGAUUAAUAUUUCAGGGCCGCCCUCCCGCCCAGUUCAGUCUGCUCCGCACGCCUCAGCUUAAGGGCAUCGGGCUACCUCUCCUCCGCCCGCCCUCCUUCCUCCCUCAGGGGAGUCGAACCCCGACCGGGGCCGGGGACGCUGUAGCUGAUGCUGAAUUGGCAAGUCAAGACGGAGCCUCUCUACUUC
This is a messenger RNA of Ornithorhynchus anatinus (platypus), 615 nucleotides long. RefSeq names its product motilin (gene MLN). Gene Ontology annotation, cellular component: extracellular region. Gene Ontology annotation, molecular function: motilin receptor binding; hormone activity. The record is from RefSeq and is a predicted model, not a curated record. The transcript is spliced from 3 exons. The coding region runs from base 1 to 435 and encodes 144 amino acids. Lineage: Eukaryota; Metazoa; Chordata; Mammalia; Monotremata; Ornithorhynchidae.